GAGGUUCGCGCGCCACGAUCCGGUCCCGGUGCGCGCGAGCGAGCACGGACCGCCAGGAUGGAACACGAGCUGUGGACGGACCUGGAUCCUCCGGAAUAAACCGAGUCGUUCCGGAGGGGGGCGGGGAGACUUGAUACUUCUGAACCGUGUUUGUAGAACUUUUCUCUCGUGGAUCGGCGGAGUCGGAACUCUAGAGGAGAAUGCCGUUCCCGGUGAGGUCGGUGGAGCCUCAGCGGCUGUGCAGGCUCGGUGCGGACCCCCUCGGUGAGGACCCGGGUUCGGACGGUCCCCCGGUAUUCACGGACCUGUGCUCGGUCAGUAACGCCGCUCUGUCUCGCGCUGUGCGCCAGCUGUCGGACCUGGCGCGGCACGCGAGCUCGCUCUUUGAGGAGCUGGAGCGCGAGCUGGCGUCCACCGACCUGCGCGUGCGGGACCUGAGGGAUAAGAUACAGCGCAUGGAGCGGAGCACCGGGGAGAUGGACCACAAACUGGAGACCGUGCCUGCGUCGAGUCUGGACGUCGAGAGCAAGCUCAAAGAACACUACCAGUCUGCGUGGCGUCCACAGAGAAAUGUCUUCCUUCCGUCCUCCCGGCCGGCCUGCAUCGAGGAGCUGCACCGCAACGCCAGACAGAACCUGCGAGCGCUCCUCCGAGAUCAGCAGCAGAGACAGGAAGUCAGUGAACGACAGUGGCGGGCGACCCUCUCUGUAGCCCCGGCCACACCCACUCACCCCGUCCACCACACACUCCAUACGUUUGAAAGCCCCCGAUCCGCUUCCCCUACCGAAUGUUGUCACUUCACCCGGCGGAGCAGAAAGGAUUCGGACUCGGACGACGUGUCUUUAGGUCAGAAAUCCAAGAGCCCAAUUCCCAACGUUCCCUCUCCCCUCGACACCCAGACCAACUGGAGCGUGGCGCUACCGUUACCCACUCCUGACGACAGAUUAAGGAGCCAAUCAGAAGCCAUCGCAUCCUGUGUGGUGCCCAUCGACGUUACAGGGGCCGGGUUCGACAGAGACGCCAGUGUUCGCUGCUCUCUGGUCCACUCGCAGUCUGUCCUGCAGAGGAGACGGAAGCUGAAGAGACGCAAGACCGUCGCCGGGAUUCCCAGACGGGUCCAGCAAGACUCUGAUGAGUCUCCGGUGGCUUCCGACAGGAUCGUAAUAGUCCAUGCCAGCGUUGACUUUUGCCAGGAAGGUGCCCUGUCUCAUCUAAAUACCAAAGACUCCUGCUGCCAGACGGACGAUUUCCUGAUAGCAGCUGUAGCACCAUCUCGCAGACGGAUCAGAGCUCAGAGGGGGCAGAGCGUGACUGUUCCACUUUCCCGUUCCACGGGGAACAUUCCAUCCCUGCCGGACAGCUCGGACACCAUGUUUACCACAUCCGUCAGCUCACAUCUGCGCUCCCGUAGUCUUCCGCGUGAAGCCAGCCGACCAGCUGAGGAAGUUCAAGAUGACAGCGAGAACGACAACGAUGAGGAAGAGGACGGGCUUUCGCAGUUUGAGGUCCUGGAGGAAAACAAUCUUAAAGAUGAAGAAGAAUGCACUGAUGAGCAGCUACGACCAGAGAGGCAGCUUGGUAGCUUAACGUUUAACCAGCGUCCUGACAGCCCAGAGCAUGGGUGGAUGGACCGGGGUCGCUCUCACCUGCCGUUUAAAGCCGAUGAGAUUUCAUCGAGUUCUGAGACUUUCGGCAGCCCUAUUCAUUCAAACACUGGUGGUCUGGCCUGCCAGAUGGACCACAAGGAUGACCACCAGUCUUCUAGCGGCAACUGGAGUGGCAGCAGCUCCACGUGCCCUUCCCAUACAUCAGAAACAAUUCCACCUCCUGCUUCACCUCCUCUUACUGGAUCCUCACACUGUGACUCCGAGCUGUAUCUAAACACGGCUCUUAAUGCCACUGAAGACUCAGCAGGGUCAGUUAGUGACUCGUACUGUGUGGACAGGUUACAAGAUCUGGACGGUCACCAAGCAGGAUCAUUUUCUUCCUCUGCAACUGACAUGCUGGACGAUACAGGUCUCGGCAAUGCAAGUUAUGAUCACCAUGCGCACAAAACGUCCUGCCAACAGGUUUUUAGUCCCGGACAUUCCAGAGAAAGAAUAGGUGCGCUGGAAUGCCCCAGCUUUGCUAGCAUAGCCACUUUCGAUAGCUUAGAUAAGCCUCCGUCUGACAAGGCCGACACCACGUCGCAUUACUCAGUAGAUGCUGAGGGCUACUUUACUUCCAUGCACUUCGACUGUGGUCUUAAAGGUAGCAAAAGCUUCACUUACAACUAUGCAUCCGUGGACCAGCAAAAAGAAGAUCACGGAGGUCUUGGUACGGUCGGGAGGCACAGUCUUUCUCUGAGGAAACCAAAGGUGAAGCCGUCGCCUCCAAAACGCUGCUCAUCUUUAAAGAAAGUUAGCAGCUAUUCUGGACCAGCUUCAGAAAUAAGCCAACCAAAGAUACCCAGUGACCAGAACUCGCUGAUGUCUUCCAAGGACAGUAUAUCACAGCUGGAAUCAAAUGAUCCCUCUGAUCAGGCAGAGGGCGGUCAGGCUUCUGAAGAUAUCCCAGAUGUUGCAUUGCUUGGUUUCACGAAAGAUACCGUGCAGUCAGAUUCUGAAGACUUCUGGCUUUUGAAUGACUUGAAAUCCCCUGAUCCUUACCGAUCAUUGUCGAACUCCAGCACUGGCACAGGCACAACCAUCACUGAAUGCAUCAAGUUGCAAGAGAGCUUAGAGUACCAGAAUUCCCAGCCUGGAUUAAGGGCCAGCACACCUUCAUUGUCAUCUACAGAGACUGAAAUCAGACUGCCCUCCCCAGAAAAACUUGUAGGUCUGGCAUCCCCUUCCAGUGGCUAUUCGAGCCAGUCAGAGACGCCAACAUCCUCUGUCCCGGUAGCUUUCUUCCCGAACCCUAAGCCUGGUGGUAAAAGGAAGCCAAAGGUCCCAGAGAGAAAAUCCUCUCUUGCUUCACUGCAGAGAAGGGCAUCUAAGAAGGAUCUGGAGCUACCCAUCAUACCCCCUUCCCACCUUGACCUAAGUGCCAUUCACAGCAAAAGGAAGCCUUCAGCCCACAACCACAUUGUUCAUAACAGCAAACGGAAAGUAGAUAAACCCAAACCUGGGGCUAGUUUAAUCACACCUGAUAUUGAGCCAAAUCUCUCCAGUCUUUUGGAAGUUACCCCCAUGAUGCUUCAUACUGUUCAGCUACGCCCAGUUAGCAAACCUAGAGAAAACCAUCAUCAGCCUUGUACAGACAUGGCCACUAGACCCAAGUGCCCCAUUGCUCCCUUUGUAAGCAAACUCAACGAGCCCAGGAAGCCCCCACCGUAUUUACCUCUUAGCAGUGAACCCCCCUCUCAGGAUAGCUGUGAAUCAUUGUUUAUCCCCAUUGAGGGACCAGCUUUUGGGAGUCCACCAAACUUUUCCUUUUCUCAAAACAGGUUUGACAGGUUGGCUCCUGUACCUCUUUUUAAUAUAGCUGCUUCUCAAGAACUCUCUGAACAAGAGUUUAACAAGAACUCCGGGAGUCUAAAGGUACUUGCUGAAGAAGAGACUAGCACUUCAGAUGAACCCAUCUCUCAGCAGAGCAGUGUGGCAACCCAAAAGGACCAGGAGGUGAGAUCUGAACCAGCAGAAGAAGAAGACACAACAGAAUCUCCACCUGGUCAACAUGGAACGGCACAGGAAUCUCUGAACCUUGACCGAGUGCCUGAUUCUAUCCGUUGUUCAUCACCGGAAUCAUCACAAACGAAUGCAGUCAGUGAUGACAGCAGUCAAGAAGAGGAAUCGGGAACAUCAACCAGAAGUGCCUCACAGGAGACCAUGGAGGAAGGGUCUACAGCGGACACGGAGUACGACUUUGGCAGAGAAUCCACUCCUAGUGAUCCAGCCGUGUCUCCUCUGACAGAUGAAUCAAAAGCAGACGACGACAGUGUUUUUAUUUCCCCUACUAAAACCCGCACAACAGAGGAUCUCUUUGCCAUGAUUCACAGGUCCAAACGGAAGGUGCUUGGCAGAAAGGACUCUGGAGACUUGACUGUUCGAAGCAGCCCGGGUGCUAUUUCACCAGCCACCUCCCCAAGCACCCCUGUUAUCCCACUGACUCCAACCAGCUCCCAAAGAGCAUCAGGACCAAUUUACAGGAGUCUCAAGAAGUCCAACACCUCCAACGAGGAAUUCAAACAACUGCUGCUUAAGAAGGGAAGCCGCUCGGAAACCAGCUAUCGCAUGUCCGCCACUGAGAUUCUGAAGAGUCCCGUCACAUCCAGAAGCUUCGGUGACUCCCUAGUUGAAGGAAUCAAGAAUCCUGAGGGGUCCCUCUCACCGCCCCAGCUACAGUCCCCUGACAGAACACCUGAGCUCCUUCAUAGUCCAUUCCCAAAGACCAGCGUGGAGGGGUUCUCCUCGAGACUUUUAGGCUCUUCAAGGCAAGGUCGCUCGAGGAUACCGCCAGCCUCCAUCAGCAGUCGGUACAGUACACGCAGCCGACUGUACGCGUCACCCAUGCAGGCCAUUUCAGAAGGGGAAACGGAAAAUUCAGAUGGGAGUCCACAUGAUGACCGUUCCUCUUAAACAUUGUCUACAAGGUGCCACAGAGGAUGUGUUUUUAACUACUAAAGCUAGUUAUUUUUAUUGAAAUAUCUGAAUAAAUAUUGUGCUGCAUUAUUAUCUUUUUAGAAAAUAAUA
Messenger RNA from Trichomycterus rosablanca, 4673 nucleotides. It is a transcript of the gene nhsa, whose product is annotated as Nance-Horan syndrome a (congenital cataracts and dental anomalies). The coding region runs from base 201 to 4559 and encodes 1452 amino acids. NCBI's taxonomy places the organism in Eukaryota, Metazoa, Chordata, Actinopteri, Siluriformes, Trichomycteridae. The transcript has 9 exons. The record is from RefSeq and is a predicted model, not a curated record. Gene Ontology annotation, biological process: cell differentiation; lens development in camera-type eye.